This is a messenger RNA of Sungouiella intermedia, 2436 nucleotides long. The record is from the annotation of a GenBank genome assembly. Lineage: Eukaryota; Fungi; Ascomycota; Pichiomycetes; Serinales; Metschnikowiaceae.
AUGUCGUUUUUCGGUUUCGACGCCUCUGGCGCCCAGUACCAGAACCAAAGUGCCCCAGGUGCCAAGGAUUCUUACGAUUUCCAAGACACCUACGAGGGAUUGGGUGAGCUCGAGGAAGAUGACGCUCUCAAUGACGAGACCUUUGGCGUUGGAAACGUCAGAAAGGAUUUUGACUUUUCGUCCACUUCCGCUGCCGCUGCCCCUGCCACCCGUACCAAUCCAGGUGUGAGCUACGCACGUGCUGCUGCAAACGACGAUGAAUUCAUGCAAGACUUGUGGGGAGUCAACCGUCCGCAGCCAGCUAAUCAGCAGCAGCAGCAGCAGCAACAGACCCAACAGCCCCAGCAGCCCCAGCAGCAGGUGCCCGAGGAGAAGAAGGUGUUGAGUUUGCAGGAGAUUGAGGCGCAGUUGACGGCAAUCGACAACUCGCAGCCACGUCCAAUGGCUCCUCCCCAGCAGCAAUACUUCCAGGGAGGUUAUCCUCCCCAGUUCCCUGGGUAUAUGAUGCCACAGGGCUUUAUGCCUCCCCCUGGCCAGUAUGGCAUGCCAUACCCUGGACAGUUCAUGCCUAUGCAAGCGCAGAUGGUGCAGAUGGGCGGCCAUGUGCCAAUGAUGGCUCCUCAACAGCCUCAGCAGCCACCCGCUCAGUUCCAGCAACAACAGCAACCACAACAGCAGGUCCAGCAAGCUCCACAGGCUCCUCAGGCUCCUCAGGCUCAGCAACAGUUUCAGCAACAACAGCAACAGCAACAGCAACAACAACCUCUUCCACAGGCUGUGCCUGAGGUUGCCGUCCCCGCCGAGUCCAAAGAGUCAGACUUGUCUCAGUUCCCAGUCUUGGGCUCCAAGGGCGAGGUAAUUAACCAACCUGUUCCAAGAGAUGCCGGUGCUGUUCAGCAACAAAGACUGCCUCAGAACCAGCAUGCCUCUCCCCAUUACGGUCGCCACCACCACAUUCCUAUGGAGGACUUGUCACCAGAGGAACAGGAGAAGUUAGCUAGAAGACAGGAGAAGGUAUCGAGGAUCAUGCGUUACUCAGGUGUCAUGAACCCUAAGGACAAGGACUUUGUUACCCGUUUCCAGCUCUCUCAGAUUGUCACUGACGAUCCCUACAAUGAAGAUUUCUACGCGCAGGUGUACAAGGUGAUCCACCCAAAGACCUCCUCUGGUGGUCUCGGUGCUCCUCAUGCCCAGCAGGCCAACUCCAUUGCCCAGGCAUACUUGGACCAGAGUGGUCACAGAUUGGGUGGAAGAUUUAAGAGAGCAGACGUGGCUUUGCAGAGAAUGCAGCAGCAGGUGCAAAAGGCUGUCACUGUGGCUAAGGAGAGACAAAAGUUGCCUCAGCAUGUCAGAGAAGGUGUUUUGGGUAAGAUCUCUGUGGGCUCUGGAAAAAAGCCAAGACAGCAGUUGACCAUCUUGAGUAAGGCUGCUCAGAAAGCCAAGGACGAUGAGUCUGAGGAAGGGUUGAUCCCAGUUCAAAAGAAGCAGCGUUCGCCAUCAAUGGCCGCACCAUCCAAGCCAAUCAAAAAGUACACCAAGAAAGAUAUCAUGUCUAUUUUGGAAGACAUUAUCAACAACUUGAUGACUGUGGAAAGCGAAUCCAGAUCGUCAUCUGACGUUGAUACCACUCAAUUAUGGGCUUCCCUUCACAUUUUAGACCAGGCUUCAUCUUCGGGUGAUGACGCUUCAUUCGUGAACCCAUUCAUUCAAUGUCUUAACUACUCCAAGGCAUUGAAGAUUUUACCUCGUUUGUUCAAGUUCUUGUCAAGAGAACAAAUCUUGACCAUUGUGACUUUGAUUAUGUCCAACUUGGAGAACCUCACUGUUAUUAAGGACGGCUCCUACACAACUUACGAAGAUAAGAAGGUGCCAGAAAAGGUAUUGAAGUUGGUGGACACUUAUUCCUUGACCUUGAGCAAGGUGUUAAUGAACGCCGUUCAGGACUUCAAGUUCAACGAAAUCAUUGGUUUGCUUCUCAUUUUGAUCCAACACAACGUGGUGUCAUUCGUCUCCACCACUAAGAUCGGAUUGUCCAUUUUAACUACGUUGUUGUCUAGAGCCGAAUUGAUGAGAGGCGAAGGCAAGAUCUCAGCUACCGAUUUAUCCGAGUGGACCUCGUGUUACGAUGAGUUGUUCACAGCAUUGGAAUCACGUAUUGCUGCUAUCUUCCCACCAAACAAUGGCGAGGCCGAAGAUGAUUACGUGUGGCAGUUCUUGGCUACGUUAUCGUUGGGAGGUAAGUUGAGUCACCAAAGAAUCAUCGUCGAUGAGGUCAGAGACGAGAUUUUCGGAGUUAUGACCAGAGCUAAGGCAAUUGACAAUUCAGACAUGGCCAACCUAUACAAGAAGCAAAACAUGUUGAACAACUUGAACAUGUACUUGGUUGUGAUGGGAUUGGUGGCGGACGAGAACGAGAUCCAGGAGUUGAAGUCGUAG